UUUUCUGCUCCCAUUCCGAGAGCUGAACUUGCGUGAGGGAGAAAACCAGAGUCUUUUUGACCUGCUUUGUGCCUUUUACUCAGAGUUCAAAGAGGCAAGAUCAAUCUCUGACUGGAUCUGUGAUAGAAAAGUUCUGUUCAUCUUAGAUGGUUUGGAUGAAUAUAAAAAUGAACUGCGCUUUCAAACCAACAUUUUGUCAGAUGUUACUAAAAAAGCCACACUGGAAGUCCUCCUAGCAAACCUUCUAAGAGGAAAACUGCUUCCAUCCGCACACCUGUGGAUCACCAGCCGGCCUGUGGCAGCUGAACAGCUUCCAUCUGAGAUCUUCAGACAGGGAUAUGUCACGCAGAUCAGAGGAUUCACAGAUGAACAAAAGGAGGAGUACUUCACGAGGCAGUUUGAGGAUCCAGAUCUAACCCAAAAAGUCAUCCGUCACCUAAAGUCUCAUAAGAGCCUAUGGAUAUUGUGCCACAUACCUCUAUUUUGUUGGAUUUCAUCGGUUGUUCUGAAAACCUUCAUUAAAAGUCCAAAUAAAGACAGGGACAUGCCCUCAAAUCAGACAGAAAUGUAUAUCCACUAUCUGCUCAUUCAGACUGGGUUAAGCCACAACAAAUAUCAAGGGAAAAAUGUGUCACCAGAAAAUGCUCUCAUACAGUACAAAGAACUGAUUAAGAAACUGGCAGCGUUGGCAUACUGGAAGCUGAAGGAACAGAAUGCCAUCUUCAGUAAAGAAGACUUGAGGAAAUAUUAUAUCACUCCUGAUGAAGCUCUUCGAUAUCCUGGCAUCAUUACCUGUGUCUCUGAGUGCAAAUUUGGAUAUAACAGAACUAAAUUUUUCAGCUUUGUCCAUCUCAGUGUCCAGGAAUUCUUUGCAGCCUUGUUUGUUUUUCAUGAAUUUCUAUCAGGAAACCAAGACUCCCUGGUAUUAAUUCAAGCGAAAAGGGGGCAAAAGUCUAAUUUGUCUGAUUUUCUCAAAAGCGUGAUUGAUGUGACUGUGCUAAGCAAAAAUGAACACUUGGAUCUUUUUAACUGUUUCCUCUUCGGAAUUUCUUGUGAUUCCAGCAGACGUAUACUCGAAGGAUUCCUGCCUCGAUUGGAAGACAGUAGUUUAGAAGAUCACAAAAAAGUGACCAAGUACAUUAAGUCUUUGAGGAGGAAAGAUCUGUCCCCUGAGAGAUGUUUUAGUCUUGUUCGUUGCAUCGUGGAGCUCAAGGACAGGUCUUUUUUGCAGAUGCCAGAUCUCGAGCGCUCUCGAACCAAAAAACCCCUCACACUGUUCCAGUGCACGCUUCUGGCUUUCCGGUUUGUGAUGUCAGAUACAGACCAUGAUGAGUUUGUCCUCAGGAAAUUCAACAUCACUUUAGAAGGAUUUCAGAGAUUCUCUCCAGCCAUCAAAUGCUUCAGAAAGGCUAUGCUCGAAGGAGGCGGCUUUACAGAGAAACACUGUGAUAUCCUGGUGCCUUUUCUGACCUCACCAAACUCUCACCUGACUCAUCUUGAUCUGAGAACUUUCUAG
This is a messenger RNA of Sinocyclocheilus grahami, 1516 nucleotides long. Its product is annotated as NACHT, LRR and PYD domains-containing protein 14-like. The record is from RefSeq and is a predicted model, not a curated record. Lineage: Eukaryota; Metazoa; Chordata; Actinopteri; Cypriniformes; Cyprinidae. The transcript is spliced from 3 exons. The coding region runs from base 545 to 1516 and encodes 323 amino acids.